This is a messenger RNA of Carassius carassius (crucian carp), 1074 nucleotides long. RefSeq lists its product as uncharacterized. The transcript has 3 exons. The record is from RefSeq and is a predicted model, not a curated record. NCBI's taxonomy places the organism in Eukaryota, Metazoa, Chordata, Actinopteri, Cypriniformes, Cyprinidae. Bases 11 to 928 code for a protein of 305 amino acids.
UGAAGGAAGGAUGUCUGGAGUCAGAUUGCUGCUGAAUCUCUGUGUUGCUGCAGUAGAAACUGACAGAUGUACAGGAACAAGAUUCUCCACUCUGCUGUCAUCUGUGUGCAGCUACAAAACCUUCCCUUUUGAUAAAGAGAGAGAUUAUGAUGAUGAGGAUCAGAAUGAUUUCCUGCUGGAUCUGUUCUCUCAUGUGAAGGACUAUGCGACUCAAACAGGCAGGAGUUUUCUUCCAGCAUUACAGUCAGUUUUCCAGUCACCUGAUGAAUGGAUCAUAGAUCUCUCAAAGAGAAAGAUCUCCGUCCUCCUGGAAGUGCUGAAGCUCCAGACAGAGAAGAAACCAGUAUAUCUGAUAUGUUCAGAGGAAGAGAGUGACGUGAAGAGUUUCCUUCAGUGUCUGCAGCACAUCUCACAGCUGAGGUUCUUGGACAUGUAUCAUGAAGAAGCAAGGAUGUCUGGAGUCAGAUUGCUGCUGAAUCUCUGUGUUGCUGCAGUAGAAACUGACAGAUGUACAGGAACAAGAUUCUCCACUCUGCUGUCAUCUGUGUGCAGCUACAAAACCUUCCCUUUUGAUGAAGAGAGAGAUGGUUAUGUUGUUCAUUAUCAGAGUGAUUUCCUGCUGGAUCUGUGCGCUCAUGUGAAGAACUAUGAGACUCAAACAGACAGGAGUUUUCUUCCAGCAUUACAGUCAGUUUUCCAGUCACCUGAUGUCUGGAUCAUAGAUCUCUCAAAGAGAAAGAUCUCCGUCCUCCUGGAAGUGCUGAAGCUCCAGACAGAGAAGAAACCAGUGAAGCUGAGAAGAUGUUCAGAGGAAGAGAGUGACGUGAAGAGUUUCCUUCAGUGUCUGCAGCACAUCUCACGGCUGAGGGCCAUUUUAGUGGGACUCAUUAUCAGCCCUGGAGUAUCAUGCCAGAACGGCCCACUUUAGCUAAUGACUGACUUUAUGAAAAUAAUGUAAUUAAAAUAGGGCUGUAGCUAUCGAAUAUUUUAGUAAUCGAGUAUUCUACCAAAGAUUCCAUCGAUUAGUCGGAUCAAAUGUGUUUUUGCUUAAAGUGCAAUAUUAAUUAUGCAAGA